Molecule: messenger RNA, 2225 nt
Organism: Syzygium oleosum
Lineage: Eukaryota; Viridiplantae; Streptophyta; Magnoliopsida; Myrtales; Myrtaceae
Product: probable transcription factor At3g04930
Exons: 2
Coding region: 112-1545 (477 amino acids)
Biological process (GO): regulation of DNA-templated transcription
Cellular component (GO): nucleus
Source: RefSeq, a predicted model, not a curated record
UCGCUCUCUCUCUAGACGACGCUCCUCUCCUCCUACCGAUCCAUCAUCCGUCAUCGUCCACAUCGAACCUCCCCCCACCCAACCCUCGACCCUCAACCGCCAUCCAUCGCCAUGGCCUCCGAGCAGGACGGCGCCGCGGUCUUCCCCGACGAGGAGGACCUCGACGACGACGACGACGACAGCCAGGACGACGACGAGGAGGACGCCGACGAGGAGGAGGAGGAGGAGCUCCUCCCCAACCGCGCCGUCCUCCCCGACGACGACGACGACGUCUUCGACGACGACUCCAACUCCGCCUCCACCUCCUCCUCCCUCCCCACCGCCACCCCGCUCGACGCCCUCCUCCCCAUCCCCCUCCCCCUCCCCCUCCCCCUCCCCGCCGCCUCCUCCUCCUCCGCCGUCACCGUCGCCGUCCCCGCCCCACUCCGCCCCGAUCCCCUCCCCGCCGUCGUCCCCCCUCCCGCUGCCCCCCAGCCCCCCUCCUCCUCCUCCGCCGUCUCCAUCGCCGCCCCCGCCGCCUCCCCCGUCCCCCCGAUCGUCGGCACCAUCUCCCCCUCCGAGCUGAAGCGGCCGUCCCCCGCCGUGACGACCGUCGCCAAGCCCCUGUUCCAGCGCCUCUGGACCGACGAGGACGAGAUCGAGCUCCUCCGCGGCUUCCUCGAGUACACCACGCAGCGCGGCGGGGCUCCCUCCGGCGGCCACCACGACACGGCCGCGUUCUACGACCAGAUCAAGUCCAAGCUCCAGCUCGAUUUCAACAAGAACCAGCUCGUCGAGAAGCUCCGCCGGCUUAAGAAGAAGUACCGGAACGUGAUCGGCAGGAUGAGCUCCGGCAAGGACUUCGCCUUCAAGAGCCCCCACGACCAGGCCACCUUCGAGAUCUCCCGCAGGAUCUGGACCAACGUCGCCGCCGCCGCUCCCGGCUCUAACAACGAUCCCAUCGACGACGAGGACGACACCGUUCGGAACCCUAAUUUCAAUAAUCACCUUUUCAGCACUCCUAACCCUAACCCUUUUUUCGAUCCGACGACCACGCCCACAAAGUCGCGCAAAAGGCAGCGUCCUCCGCACCCACAGCCUCAUGCACAGCAGGUGCAGGUGCACCUACAGCAGGUGAAGGUGGAGGAGAGGAAUUUAGGGGUUGAUGGUCCCACCGUAUCGAAUCAUGCAAAUCAGAAUUUGAAUCUGAAUGCGAAUGCAAGUGCGAAUGCGAAUGCGAAUCCCAAUGUCGCCGGAGUGAUCGAGGAUACUGUGAGGAGCUGCUUAUCGCCCUUGUUUAAGGAGUUGUUGAGCGGGGCCGCGAUGGGCGGGGGAUUUGGCGGUGGGGGAUCAAGAGGAGGGUUUGGGUACGUUGCGGCGGCCUUGAAUCCGCUGCCGUUCAGUUGUGGAUUGGGAUUCGGAGUGGGCAGCGCGGGCGAAAUUGCGGACGAGAGAUGGAGGAAGCAGCAGAUAAUGGAGUUGGAGGUGUACUCGAAGCGGUUGGAGUUGGUGCAGGAUCAUAUCAAGGCCACUAUAGAGGAGCUGCGCUCCAGCGGAGGAGGGUGAUUUAAGAUAUUCGAGUUUCAUUCCUCGAGUCCAAGCCCUCGUACACUAGCAGUACAUGCGAUUUCAGUUCGGCUUGUUCCUGAUUUGGGGAAGGUUCUUUUGGGCAGAUUGAGGAGCAACAAUACAAUUGGGGGGGAUAGUGUUCUUGAUUUCUUACAAAUGCGUUGAGAAGGAACAAACUGCUGAACAGUCUGGAUCAAUAGUAGUUCCUCGCUCGUUUGCCCGUUUAGCUUUGCCUCACGAAGUGGAGCCUUCUCGUUUGUCCUCAGUGCCUCAGAACAGGGCUGUGCCCAAGCAAGACAUACUUUGCAAAGAUUUCAAAGUCUGUUGGUAAAAGAAAAGAAACAUAUAAUAAAAAAACUGUUGCUUGUUCAUCGCAUUCAUAUAUAGCUGUACUACGGGCGGUAUCUCUUCCGCUCCCUUCCGGCACCUACGAUAUUAGAGUCGGAGACCGUAUCCUAGUCGCCGACCAAAAGAAAAGUUAAAGGGAGAGAGAGGAGUGAAGUUGAUUCUGAAUUGAGCGUGACCCUUAGGGGUUGGCCUUCGUUGGUUAAAAAGACAGGCAUGAUCCUACUAGAGCCAAGUAUUGGCUGAGAUAGAUACUGCCGAAGCAAAGCUUCUUAGACCGAAGUAUCUUUGGAUGCUUUUGUCAAGCGGCCGACAAAUCUUUGGCUGCGAAA